Molecule: messenger RNA, 1688 nt
Organism: Sus scrofa (pig)
Lineage: Eukaryota; Metazoa; Chordata; Mammalia; Artiodactyla; Suidae
Source: RefSeq, a predicted model, not a curated record
UAUUUACGUGUCCUGGACCUAGAGAGGCCCCUGGACUCGCCACUGUCCCGGCUCUACGCUCCCCGUCCCGCCUUCCCCGCCGCCCGCCCCACUGGCCAGUCCCCACGCCCACACGCCCGAGGCUGCCUCAUCUGGCACUGAUUAUCCCUGCCGCUGCCGCUGCCGCUGCUCAACUCAGCUGCUGCCUCUGUCUUGAGGACCCCAGCGCCUCUCCCCCCCGACCAUGCUGCCUGCUGCCACCGCCUCCCUCUUGGGGCCCCUCCUCACUGCCUGGGCUCUGCUGCCUUUUGCCCAGGGCCAGACCCCCAACUACACCAGACCUGUGUUCCUGUGUGGAGGGGAUGUGACCGGGGAGUCGGGUUACCUGGCAAGUGAGGGUUUCCCUAACCUCUACCCCCCCAAUAAGGAGUGCAUCUGGACAAUAACGGUCCCUGAGAGCCAGACUGUGUCCCUCUCCUUCCGAGUCUUUGACCUGGAGCUGCACCCCUCCUGCCGGUACGAUGCUCUGGAGGUCUUUGCCGGGUCUGGAACCUCGGGUCAGCGGCUCGGACGCUUCUGCGGAACCUUCCGGCCGGCGCCCUUAGUCGCCCCUGGCAACCAGGUGACCCUGAGGAUGACAUCGGACGAGGGCACGGGAGGACGAGGCUUCCUGCUCUGGUACAGCGGGCGGGCCACCUCCGGCACUGAGCACCAAUUUUGCGGGGGGCGGCUGGAGAAGGCCCAGGGAACCCUGACCACGCCCAACUGGCCCGAGUCCGAUUACCCCCCGGGCAUCAGCUGUUCCUGGCACAUCAUCGCGCCCCCGGACCAGGUGAUCUCACUGACCUUCGGGAAGUUUGAUCUGGAGCCCGACUCCUACUGCCGCUACGACUCGGUCAGCGUGUUCAACGGAGCCGUGAGCGACGACGCCAAGCGACUGGGGAAGUUCUGCGGCGACAAGGCCCCAGGCCCCAUCUCCUCCGAAGGGAACGAGCUCCUCGUCCAAUUCGUCUCGGACCUCAGCGUCACGGCCGACGGCUUCUCGGCCUCCUACAGGACCCUGCCGCGGGGCGCCACCGAGAAAGCGCCAGCCCAGAGCCCGGGGGAGGACGCCCGGCCAAGUCCCCCGCUCCUCGGCCCAGGCCCCAAGCCCGGAGCCGGGCCCAAAGUCAAGCCUGAACUCCCACCUGAGGAGAAACCGAAGGCCGCGCCCAAGGCGGAGGCAACUCCGGCGGGCUCCGAUGGACCCAGUGUCCCCUGCCCAAAGCAGUGCCGAAGGACAGGCACGUUGCAGAGCAACUUCUGUAACAGCAACCUGGUGGUGACGGCAACAGUGAAGUCCAUGGUUCGGGGCCCUGGGGAGGGCCUCACAGUCACCGUCAGUCUCAUUGGUGUUUACAAAACCGGAGGCCUGGACCUGCCCUCUCCACCCACUGACACUUCCCUGAAGUUUUAUGCACCCUGCAAGCAGUGUCCCCCCAUGAAGAAAGGAACCAGUUAUCUGAUGAUGGGCCAGGUGGACGAGAACAGAGGUCCCAUCCUUCCUCCAGAGAGCUUCGUGGUUCUCUACCGGCCCAACCAGGACCAGAUCCUCACCAACCUCGCCAAGAGGAGGUGCCCUUCCCAGCCUGUUCAGGCUGCUGAGUCCCAGGCCUGAGCCCUAGGCACCCCUUUCUUAUCCAAAUAAAUGUUUCUUGACUGAAGAAGGA